GCUGCCCUCCCGGAAGAGGCGGGACGCAGGGGCGAGAGCAGCCAAUGGACGGUCGGGAAGCGCGAGUCGGCCUCGGUCCCGGAGGCGGGGCGCCUUCCGCAGUCAUGGAGCGAGCUGAAGGCUGCAGCACAGAGCUUGCCAAGGCCAUCCGACCCAUUGACCGGAAGUCAGUCCAUCAGAUUUGCUCUGGGCAGGUGGUACUGAGCCUCAGCACGGCCGUGAAGGAGCUGAUAGAAAACAGCGUGGACGCAGGCGCCACAAACAUCGAGCUAAGACUGAAAGACUACGGGGUGGAUCUCAUUGAAGUUUCAGACAACGGAUGUGGAGUGGAAGAAGAAAACUUCGAAGGCCUGACCCUGAAGCACCACACUUCUAAGAUUCAAGACUUCGCUGACCUCACACACGUCACGACCUUCGGCUUCCGGGGGGAAGCUCUGAGCUCGCUCUGCGCCCUGAGUGACGUGAGCAUCUCCACCUGCCACUCGUCGACACAGGUUGGCACCCGCCUGGUAUUUGACCACAAUGGGAAAAUCCUCCAGAAAACGCCCUGUCCACGACCCCGAGGGACCACAGUCAGCGUGCAGCAACUGUUCUAUCCGCUGCCUGUGCGCCACAAGGAAUUUCAGAGGAAUAUUAAGAAGGAGUAUGCCAAAAUGGUCCAGGUCCUCCACGCAUACUGCAUCAUUUCAACGGGCAUCCGUGUCAGCUGCACCAACCAGCUGGGACAAGGCAAGCGACAGCCUGUGGCGUGCACCAGUGGCAGCUCCAGCGUGAAGGAGAACAUCGCGUCUGUGUUUGGGCAGAAGCAGUUACAAAGCCUCCUGCCCUUCGUGCAGCUGCCCCCCAGCGACCCCGUCUGUGAGGAGUACGGCCUCAGUUGCUCUGAGACGCUGCACAACCUCUUCCAUAUCUCAGGUUUCAUAUCCCAGUGCACCCACGGUGCUGGAAGGAGCUCAACCGACAGACAGUUUUUCUUCAUCAAUCGACGGCCUUGUGACCCAGCCAAGGUCUCCAGGCUCGUGAACGAGGUGUACCACAUGUACAACCGGCACCAGCAUCCGUUCGUCGUUCUGAACAUUGCUGUUGACGCAGAAUGUGUCGACGUGAAUGUGACCCCAGACAAAAGACAGAUCUUACUGCAAGAGGAGAAGCUUCUGUUGGCCAUUUUGAAGACCUCUCUGAUGGGGAUGUUUGACAGAGACGUGAACAAACUCAGUGUCAGCCAGCAGCCUCUGUUGGAUAUGGAAGGCAACUUCAUAAAAGCACACACGGUGGACGUGGAGAGACCUGGCCCAGAGAAGCAGGCCAGCUGCCCCUCGGCCAGCACCCCGGGCGGGGAGCAGAGGAGGGCAGUGUCUGUCUCCAGGCUGAGAGAGGCCUUCUCGCUCCGUCCGGCAUCUCAGAGCCCAGAGCCUCCUGCGCCUGGGCGGGUCUCCCCACCGCGUGGCAGGACAGUGACGUCAUCCAGGGCCUCAGGCCGCGGCCCUCUCCCUGGCUCUGUCGCUCUCAGAGGCGAGCAGGACCCUCGGGUGGAGGCCGUGAGUCGCAGCAAGAGUGCCUGUGACCGCGUGGGUGAGGCAGGCAGGGAGGACGUCUUGGUGCCUAGCAGCACCCCAGCUGACUCGGGGGGCAGGCCCAGCAGCCCGGACCGUACAGCAAGUUCCCUGGAAGACGGACUCUUGCAGGAAACCGUGUCACAGCACGCAGAGGCCUCAGAGUCCCACGAGAAGUGCCACGAACAACGAAAACACCUCCGAGUCCCAUCUGCACCUGCUGGCCUCUUGUCUCCAAGCGCCAAGCGUGGGAAGCUGGACGGUGCUCCCCUCUGCAGGGGCCCGCAGGACGGACCGGUGGCUCAGCCUGACGUGGCCGUGAGCAUCCGGAAGCGUGUCGUGCCCCUCGACUUCUCCAUGAGCUCCUUGGCUAAGCGGGUGAGGCGCUUGCUGCAGCAGGAACCGUCGAGCCGAGGCGAAGCCGGCUACCGGAGGUUCCGCGCCAGGAUCUGCCCCGGGGAGAACCAGGCUGCCGAGGAGGAGCUGAGGAAGGAGAUCAGUAAAACGAUGUUCGCGGAGAUGGAAAUCAUCGGUCAGUUCAACUUGGGGUUCAUCAUCACCAAACUGCAAGAGGACCUCUUCAUAGUGGACCAGCACGCCACAGACGAGAAGUACAACUUCGAAAUGCUGCAGCAGCACACGGUGCUCCAGGGCCAGCGGCUCAUAGCGCCGCAGCCCCUGCACCUGACCGCUGUCAACGAGGCCAUUCUCCUGGAGAACCUGGAGGUCUUCCGCAAGAACGGCUUUGAGUUCGUGAUCGAUGAAGGCGCUCCGGUCACCCAAAGGGCUAAGCUGGUGUCUCUGCCGACCAGUAAGAACUGGACCUUUGGGCCGCAGGACAUAGAUGAGCUGCUCUUCAUGCUGAGCGACAGCCCUGGAGUCAUGUGUCGGCCGUCGCGCGUCCGCCAGAUGUUUGCCUCCAGAGCCUGCCGCAAGUCUGUGAUGAUUGGCACCGCGCUGAGCCCCAGCGAGAUGAAGCAGCUGGUCACCCGCAUGGGGCAGAUGGAGCACCCCUGGAACUGUCCCCACGGAAGGCCCACGCUGCGGCACGUCGCCAACCUAGCCAUCCUUUCUCAGCAGUGACCCCUGCAUCUUGUCCCAUUGUGGGGAGUCUGCUGUCGGAGUAGGCAGGUUCCCGCUGGCCUUUGUUCUGUCUGAACUCUAACCUGUACCUCGACGUCCCUCCGCCACCUCAGAGUGGCUCGAGAAACUUCUCCUGGCACAGGGGCCUUGCUCACACAGAAUCCACUGUGCCUCUG
Ochotona princeps (American pika) is the source of this 2812-nucleotide messenger RNA. RefSeq names its product PMS1 homolog 2, mismatch repair system component (gene PMS2). The transcript has 15 exons. Gene Ontology annotation, molecular function: mismatched DNA binding; ATP hydrolysis activity; ATP-dependent DNA damage sensor activity. Gene Ontology annotation, biological process: mismatch repair. Bases 45 to 2636 code for a protein of 863 amino acids. The record is from RefSeq and is a predicted model, not a curated record. NCBI's taxonomy places the organism in Eukaryota, Metazoa, Chordata, Mammalia, Lagomorpha, Ochotonidae. Gene Ontology annotation, cellular component: MutLalpha complex.